UUUACUCAAGAUCUGUCCUGUCUAGAGAACUGGAGAAACUCAACAUGUCACAGAGGGAGAAUGCAAAGGUCCAACAGUCUGUUGGAGGUGACAAUCUGAACACUAUGGUGCUGCUGGGAAUAAACAGCAAUGAAAAGUGCACGAUAGGGAAUGCCAUUCUCAAGGAAGACCAUUUUAAGGCUGCAAGCAACACAUUUGUGAGGGUUGAGGGAAAAGUGGCUGGUCAGAAUUUCUGCAUUAUUAGCACUCCAGACCUUAUUCAAAGACCAAGCUGUGAUCCAGAAGCUAACACUAUGGAGGAAAUGAAGCCAUCAUACACAGGUCAACGUAUGUUCCUCCUGGUACUACAGGAUUACAAGCUUUCAAAGGAAGAAACAGAGAUGUUCACCCAGCUGAAAGAGAGAUUUGGAAGUAAAAUGGUAGAAAGCACAAUAGUUGUACUGGUUACUAGUGAAGAAAAAAGAUCUAGACAGCCAUAUAGUCAAGCAGAUGAGAACCUCAAAGAAGUCCUGGAUCAGUGUGGAAAGAGAAUUUGUGUUCAUAACAAGAAUCGAGACACAGAAGACACUGAGUUAAUCCCACAGGUAAUGGAAUAUUGGGGGGAAAUGCAGGAGAAGCAGGCUCAUGAAUCAAUCAACUUGACUUAUCAACCAUCUGGUGAAGAAAAUCUAUAUGAGGAAGUUGAUACCAUAAAACUAAUGAAGGAAGUACCUCAAGUGUCAACAGUGUCAGAAAAAAACAAAGGGGAAAACAUCCAGUCGUCUGGAGGUGACUACAAGAUCACAGUGGUGUUGCUGGGAAAGAAAAUCCAUGACAAAUGUCUGAUAGGGAACACCAUUCUUGGAAACAGGCAUUUCAAAUCAGAAAAGACCACUUGUGAGAAGGCUGAAGAAAACAUAGCUGGUCAGAAGUUCUGCAUUAUUAUCACUCCAGACAUUUUCCAUAAAUCAAAUUCAGAUUCACAAGCUGACAUUAUUGAGGAGCUAAAGCCAUCGUACCCAGGUGCACGCAUGUUCCUCUUGGUACUGCAGGAAAAAAAGAUGUCUCAAAAAAAGUUGGAGAUGUUCUUCCAGCUGAAAGAGAAGUUUGGAAAUAAAAUGGUGGAAAGCACAAUUGUUGUGCUGGUUAACAGUGAAGAGAAAAGAUCCGGACAGCCAUUUGACCAAGCUGAUGAGAACCUCAGAAGAGUUCUGGAUGAGUGUGGAAAGAGAAUUUGUGUUCACAAAAUGAAACAAGAUAUAAAAGACACUGAGCUAAUCAAACAGAUGAUGGAAUAUUGGGGGAAAUGCAGGAGAAGCAGGCUCAUGAAUCAAGCAACUUUGCCUCUGGUGAAGAGAGAGGAGAACAUCCAGCCAUCUGGAGGUGACUACAAGAUCACAGUGGUGUUGCUGGGAAAGAACAGCCAUGACAAAUGUCUGAUAGGGAACACCAUUCUUGAGAAAAAUCAGUUUCCAAUUAGAAAAGAGAAGGAGAUGUUCACCCAACUGAAGGAGAAGUUUGGAAAGAAAAUGGUUGAAAACACAAUUGUGCUGGUUAACGGGGAGAAAAAACACUCUUCAAUGGACUCUUCUAAGGUGACCUUCAAUAAUGAUUUCUACAGACAGAUUUUGGAUGAGUGUGGAACCCGAGUCUUGUGA
Messenger RNA from Xyrauchen texanus (razorback sucker), 1637 nucleotides. RefSeq names its product GTPase IMAP family member 8. The record is from RefSeq and is a predicted model, not a curated record. Lineage: Eukaryota; Metazoa; Chordata; Actinopteri; Cypriniformes; Catostomidae. Gene Ontology annotation, molecular function: GTP binding. The coding region runs from base 45 to 1637 and encodes 530 amino acids. The transcript has 7 exons.